AGGUGGCGCUGUGACUGUCCAGUACAGCCCUGCUACAGCUUCACCAUCAGCGGCCCGAUAACGCUCGGAGGGGAAGAGUGUUAAAGCUGUCAUACACGGUUCUCUCAUUUUAAUUUAAUAUUCCGCUCAGCCAGGCUGUUGUUGGAGCCGCAGAGAGAAAGAGGGGAAGGUCCUUCUGUAGCUGCUGUAGCCAUCUGACGGUGAGGCUGUUCGUCGUUGCCUUUGUUAAUUAGCAUUUGGCGAGCAGCGCAGCAUCAUGUCAUCACCAGGGGGGCAAGGAGGAGCUCUGUCCACAAGGGGUGCGGGAGGACCCAAGAGGAUGAAAUGGGCCCUGGAGCUGAGUUUGGGCAAUACCAGGAGCCGAGGGGACAGGCAGAGUAAGGAGGGAGAUGUUAUGUACCCUGUGGGAUACUCGGACAAACCAGUGCCCGACACCAGCGUGCAGGAAACCGACCGCAACCUGGUGGAGAAAAGAUGCUGGGACAUAGCUCUUGGUCCCCUGAAACAGAUUCCUAUGAAUCUAUUCAUCAUGUACAUGUCUGGUAACACCAUUUCCAUCUUCCCCAUCAUGAUGGUGUGUAUGAUGGCCUGGAGGCCCAUUCAGGCACUCAUGUCAAUGUCUGCCACCUUUAAACUGCUGGAGAGCUCCAGUCAGCAGUGGCUCCAGGGCUUGGUCUACCUCAUCGGCAACCUACUUGGCUCCGCACUGGCAGUCUACAAGUGUCAAUCGAUGGGUCUUCUACCAACACACUCAUCAGAUUGGCUCGCCUUCAUUGAACCACCACAGAGGUUGGAGAUAAUGGGUGGAGGAAUGGUGUUGUGAACCUCGAAAACCCAUUGACACACACAUGCACACACUUACACUUUGCCUUUGUAACCCCUGUAACUUAUGUAUGAUCUGCUGUCUUUGAUGUUACUUAUGCUUCUGCUGUGAAUGAAAUUUACAAAGAGAUUGAAUAAAACUAUUUCCGAC
Messenger RNA from Colossoma macropomum (tambaqui), 973 nucleotides. RefSeq names its product ER membrane protein complex subunit 4 (gene emc4). Gene Ontology annotation, cellular component: EMC complex. The transcript is spliced from 6 exons. Lineage: Eukaryota; Metazoa; Chordata; Actinopteri; Characiformes; Serrasalmidae. The record is from RefSeq and is a predicted model, not a curated record. Gene Ontology annotation, biological process: protein folding in endoplasmic reticulum. Bases 257 to 823 code for a protein of 188 amino acids.